Messenger RNA from Eleginops maclovinus (Patagonian blennie), 1880 nucleotides. RefSeq names its product mitochondrial transcription termination factor 3 (gene mterf3). Lineage: Eukaryota; Metazoa; Chordata; Actinopteri; Perciformes; Eleginopidae. Gene Ontology annotation, molecular function: double-stranded DNA binding. The record is from RefSeq and is a predicted model, not a curated record. Bases 128 to 1402 code for a protein of 424 amino acids. Gene Ontology annotation, cellular component: mitochondrion. The transcript is spliced from 8 exons. Gene Ontology annotation, biological process: mitochondrial ribosome assembly; mitochondrial transcription; regulation of DNA-templated transcription.
ACAUCCCACAGAGUGACACUUCCGGUGGGUCUUCCGGUAAAGUCACACACGCGUUGUUGAUAACGGAUGACUUUGGGACAGCAGGGUGAGUGAGAUAGCUGGCUUGAAGAUACAAAAUUUAUUCGCUAUGGCUUCAUCCUGUACACAGCUCUGUCUACAAGGCAGGAAUCUUCUCUGCUCCAAGGCAGUGGCUCGCACCUGGCAGUAUAACUCUCAAGUUCGACAUUGCAUUACAGUUCCAAGGGGAUCCAGCAAAAUCCUAAAUGGAUGCUCACUUAACAAGGGGAAUCACAAAACAACCCAGACGAGACCGAGAUGGAAACAACCAAUGUUCCGUUACAGUGACUUAGCUUCCAAACAUCUGGCAACUGAGGCUUUGGAAAAUAAGGCUGUUGAAGAAACCUCUACAGCUGAUGUUGUAGCAUACAAGAGCCCCCUGUUGCCAAUCAGAGAUGCUGUGUCCGUGACGGAAACGCCAUUAGAUCUGGAUGCUGCUACUGAGGUUUCAGCAUUAGAGGUGAUCAGUGUGGAAGAGGCUGUCAGUAUAACGGUUCCUUCUGACAUCCCCGCUGCCUCCACCUCUCUAAAAGACUAUGUCGACAAGUCUGAGACGCUCAGCAAACUGGUACAGCUGGGUGUACAUCUGUGGAAGCUUGAACAAAGGCCUAACGUGGGCUCCAUGUUACUGAAGCUCGACUUCAACACAGAUGUGGCGCCAAGGCUGCUGUUCCUCAAAGAUAUCGGGGUGGACGACUCUCACUUUGGCGAAAUCAUCACGCAAAACCCCUUCAUUCUCACUGAGGGUUUGGAAAACCUGCAAUCCAGGGUGAACUUUCUCAAGUCACAGAAGUUCAGCUCUGAGAAUGUUGCAUCCAUGGUGUCCAGAGCUCCAUAUAUACUGAACUUCACUGUGAAGAGGCUGGACAACAGAUUGGGCUUCUAUCAGCAGAGACUCAAACUCAGUGCUUCUAAUACGCGGCACAUUUUAACUCGUCUACCCAGAUUACUUUGUGGCAGUCUGGAGCCUGUUAAAGAAAAUCUGAAGUUGUGUGAAAUGGAGCUCGGCUUUAAGGAAAAUGAGAUCCAACACAUAGUUGUUACAGUCCCUAAAGUUCUGACCGCAAACAAAAUUAAGCUGACCAAAAUAUUUGACUUCGUCCACAAUACCAUGAAGGUGCCCCACGACCUGAUCGCCAAGUUUCCACAGGUCCUGAAUUGCAAGUACAUGCGUAUCAGAGAGCGCCACCAGUUCCUCGUGUACCUUGGAAAGGCUCAGUAUGACCCAAACCUGCCCAACUACAUCUCCCUGGAACGUCUGGUGAUUUUGCCAAAUGACAUUUUUUGCACUGAGUUGGCUCUUGCCACAUUGGAAGAUUUUACUUUGUUCCAAAAGACACUGUGAUUCUUCAGAAAAUGGACGAUCAAGCGCACAGAAUAAAUACUGUAAGGUCAAAUGCAUGCAGACAUGAAGGCUUGUGAUCAACUGAGUUGGAAUAAAACGUCUUUGUAAAUGCAAUGUUGAAUAAAUGUACACAAUGUUAGUAAAAAUUGAGAGUGGAUUGUUGAAAUGUGACCAUCUUCUGCUCCAAUACAAAAUGUAAAGUGAAAUAUUGUUAUUUUGACACCACUGCAUUUCUCUGACAGCAUAGUCUCUGAACAUUUAGAUAUUGCAUACAAAACAUAAAACCAGUGUUUAAAGAAUGAAGCAUUGUUAUGCUGUAUAUUGUAGGCUACCUGACAUAUUGGUGCUGAAAAGCAUAACAUGUCAGUGUCAGGAAUGCUGGCCAAUUAAUAAAAUGUAUAACUACUUUUUCACUAUUUGAGGUUAAUAUUGAUGCUAUUUUUUUUAAAUUAAUAAACCUGUUACAACUUAAAUAAGA